This is a messenger RNA of Cyanistes caeruleus (blue tit), 6901 nucleotides long. It is a transcript of the gene CLIC5, whose product is annotated as CLIC family member 5. The record is from RefSeq and is a predicted model, not a curated record. NCBI's taxonomy places the organism in Eukaryota, Metazoa, Chordata, Aves, Passeriformes, Paridae.
GACACAGCUCUCGAGUGACCUCAGCACUGCCCUGCUGCCACACACCGGGAUGAAGGGGGUAGAGCUGAGGGGAGCCAUGGGGGCUGUGGGAUGAAGCCCUCCCAAGCAGAGCAAUUUGGUGUUUUCAGGGAGCUCAGGGGUUUGUGAGGGAUGUGUUGUACCUCCAGACCGGGAUGCAGCUGACUUCGGUGCUUUUUGCUGGGCUUCCUAUUGUUGCAGAAGGGCCCCGUGAGGUGCCCGGCAGCCCCAGGCUGUCACCUUUUCGAGGCAGUGAUGCUUUGUCAGCAUGACUCCUCCAUGACUCCAUCUCCCUUUUGGUCACACAGCUCUGUAAGCUGGCUGUUCAUAUUCUUCCACACACAUCGCCUUUUUGUGGUCUCUUGAGGAAAAAAAUAAAAUAAAUUACCCUAAAACUCAGAAUAAAAUGGUCAUGUGCUGUUGAAUGUACUCUUGAGUACCACUGCAGCAGUGAGUGGUAUAAUGAGUUGAGAUCUGUUUUGGGUCCUGGUGUAAGUUUGUUUCAUAAAUUAAGGCAAAUAGUUUACAUUCCCAUGGUUUUCCUUUUUAUUAUGAGAAAGGAUUAAUAAUUCUGCAAAACCUGUUAAGUUACUGGUGUUGAAAAACAAUGAGAUCAGCUCUAUGUAAAUAGACAAAUGAAGCAUUCUUUAAUAGCACAGAGCACAAAUCAUUAUUUUAAAAUUCAUCCUAAAAACAGAAAAAUACACUCUUAUGGCUUCAUAACUGACUGAAGCAGAUCUGAAUUUCAUUCUGUGUACCCUGCUAGAUGUUUAUUCUGCACUUGGUGUAGAUUUCAGCUUGUUUCAUACUAAUGGCUUUCACAUAUGUAUGAGUUAGGCAGGUUUUGCUACCUGUAUGUGCCAGCUGUAGAAUGGCUCUAAAAUGUGGUACAAUAGGCUGAAUAAAGUGGCACGCCCCUGAUUCACCUUCAUUUAUGAAAUGUAGCAGGUGUGGCAAAACACAGGCCUGUAAAAGAGGAAAAAAACCAUCUCCAGGUGAGCUAGAUAAGAAUUCUUGCAGCUACUCACAUGUUAUGUGUCAAGUUCAAGUCAAGGUCCUUGGGUGUUUUUUUUUUCUCUGAGUCUCUUUUUGGUUAUACAAAUUCACCUUUGUGAAUAUGCACAUGACAUCUGAUCAUGUGGAGGAGAGGCAACAUCUGGAGGAACAAUUGAUUACAGCUCCUGAGAUACUGUUCCCAAGAGUCAGAUCGACAAAGGGGUUAAAAAUGAGACAGCCUUUUACUUCAGUGGAAGUGCAGUUGUUGAUUCAAGGCUCUCAGUAAAUGAUUGUUGGAGAUCUGCCAUGUGUAGCUGAGCAUUCAGAAAGUACACCACAGACUCUGCUUCCUCCUAAGGAGCCUUGUCUGUCAACAUCUCACUUUAAUUGUAGUCUGUAAGGUACCAGCAGGCAGGCAAAACUCACCAGCCAGCAGCCAUGGAAGAUCCAGUCUUCACUGACAUCAAUCAAAAUGCUAACGACACCAUUGUCUCUGAGGUUUCAGAUUCUGAGCAAAAUAAAGGGGGUGAUCUUUCUGAUCAUGUCCCUGCAGAUUCAGCAUCCCCUUUUUCCAUCACUAAUGUCCCAGAAAACACGGAUAGUAGUAAAGAAAACUCAGAAGAUAGCUGUAAUAAUUCUGUGACCUCUCAGCAUGGAAGUGAUGGAGAAAAUGACUCUUCAUCUCACCGUAGUGCUGAAGAAGAGCACCCAGAGCAGCAGAUGGAUCUGAUGAGCCCAGCUCUGGAAGAUAAGGACGUAGAGAGCACAGUGUUUGAGAGCAACCUGCAUUUUCCUCCAGAUUUCCAGUCUCGUCAGAGACAGAGCACUUUUACCAACUCUUCAACUUCCCUCAAGCUUCCCCUUAACAAUAACUUUGGAGAAAGUAGCAACUUUCAGGAAGAAUUUGAGAUUUCCAUUUUUGUAAAGGCCGGUAUAGAUGGAGAAAGCAUUGGGAACUGCCCAUUCUCCCAGCGUCUCUUCAUGAUCUUGUGGCUCAAAGGAGUUGUAUUCAAUGUCACCACUGUUGACCUGAAAAGAAAGCCAGCUGACCUGCACAAUCUGGCUCCUGGGACCCACCCACCUUUCCUGACAUUUAAUGGAGAAGUCAAGACAGAUGUUAACAAGAUUGAGGAAUUCUUGGAAGAGACUCUUGCACCUCCAAAGUACCCAAAGCUGGCUGCUAAGCACCGGGAGUCAAACACUGCUGGAAUCGAUAUCUUCUCCAAAUUUUCUGCAUACAUCAAAAACACCAAGCAGCAGGAUAAUGCUGCACUUGAAAGGGGCUUGGUGAAGGCUCUGAAGAAGCUGGAUGACUACCUGAGAACUCCCCUGCCAGAGGAGAUUGAUGCAGACAGCACUGAAGAGGAGAAAGUGUCUAAACGCAAGUUUCUGGAUGGAGAUGACCUGACACUUGCUGACUGCAACCUUCUGCCCAAACUUCACGUUGUCAAGAUUGUUGCAAAGAAAUACCGCAACUUCGAGUUCCCAGCGGAGAUGACGGGGCUGUGGCGGUACCUGAAGAACGCGUACACGAGGGAUGAGUUCACCAACACCUGUGCAGCAGACAAAGAAAUCGAGCAAGCCUACGCAGAUGUGGCCAAGAGGCUCAGCAAGUCCUAACUGCCCCCAGCCACGGCUCAGUAUCCCCUUUCACAGACUCUGCUCCUUGUUGCCUUAAGAUGUACUUUAUCCUUAUGCUGUCUGGUUGGCAUCUUUAUGACUUCACCUGCUCCAAGUGUAAUGGGCAGGGACAAAUCUGCCUCUCCCUGGAGAAAAGAGAAGGCAGCUGUAGUGGGGGGUGGGGGAUAGAUACCCUUUGAGGUCUAACCCAAGAUCUGGCUCAACUAGUAUUAUUUGCAAUCAGUAUUGGAAAUGAGUCCACUUGACUAGUUUCUUGUUCUGUGUUGGGGGUACAUCAUGACCUGUAUUCUUUAGAGUUUUAAAAAUAGCUGAAAUUUCAGGUGAGAGAAUUAGGAAUACAUAGGUUCCUCUCUAGGUUAUUUCAAGGACGCUUUUUCCCUCAGUUCUGUUAAGAUCCUUGAGGCAUGAACAAAAUAGAAGAGAGAGACAGACAGAGGGGAAAAAUAGGAGUUUGACCCUAAAGCAGAAAUGCUCUUAGCAGUUAUAUUUAAAUAAACUCUCUGAAAGCAUCUUCUGUCUUAGCAGGCCCGGGAGUUUAUAGGGUAUUUAUUUUUAACUUGGCGCAAGAGGGGGGAAGCCUGAGUGAAUAUGUCAGACUUGCAGAUGCUACUCUGCAUAAAAUUUGCAUGGUGUUGUUGGAUCUGAAUGUUUUAAGCAAAAGAGAGUGAAAGAGCAAUUGAGCAGACAGCCCUUGGAAGAGCAGGGCCUGUGCCAAAAUGCCCAGUGGAUCUGCUGGUUGGUAGAGACAGACAGACAGCAGUAACAGGGGCAGCAGAUUGACUCCAGCACCCACAGAGGGAAUUGGCACAGCAAACCAAACCACGUAGGAUAUUGUCGUCUUGACUGUAAGGUUGCCAGUUCCUUUAUAAUUGCUAUCUUGGGAAACUUGGAUCAGCAGUGGGAAGCUGUCGCUGCACAUGGAUUCCAGGCAGGGGAAGCGCUUUCGUCGCCUUGGGCUCCAGAUGGGUCACUUUCAAGUGCUCAUCAUCUCACCCCAGGAGGAGUUUGCUGUGAGAGCCUCAAAGAGGGCAGGCUGGCACAGUGAGAGGCACAUUUCCAGACAGGAAUUCAGCAAGUGUUUUCUAGCAGAAAUCCAUGCAUGAUGCCUCAAUCCUGCUCAUCCAGGCUUUACCCAUCCAGGUUCCACAAUUCUGAAUUAGGCUUUUUUUUCCUAAACGUGAUUAUUUUGCUCUGUCUGCAGGGCCUGCUUGGCACAUCUGCUUUACACUGGUGAUUAUUUGCACGUUUCUUCAGCAAAUUCAGAAUGGCAGCUCUUUCACUUGAAACUCAUGUGCCCCAGUAUGCACAGGAGAGCACAUGGUUUGUGGGUUUCAGUUUGUGGGGGCAUUUAUUGCUGUUUUAAAAGAUAAAAUAAAGCUGAGCUGUAACCUGAUGUGGCUCCCCUUCUGAUCAGAGCUGCUAAAGCUGCACUGGUUUGAGGGGAACCCCAAGCUGGUGAGCUUUGACCAAGGGGAACCUCACAGCAGACUUGUUUGCAGCCAGAGAGCUGCAAAAGUGGAACAACAUCGAAAGCCAGGCUCUGCCAUGUGAUGCUGAUGACAAUCUGAGACCAUCCUUUUGCUUUAGUGGGUUAAUUCCACUUCUCACACUAAUCCAGCUGGGAGCAGAAUGUUGCUCAUUGACUGAAGGGAGUUUGUGGUUGACUAUUGUUUCACAUGCAAUGGUCAAUUUGUUCUGAACUUUCAAAACCUUGGAAGAAAAUCCAUGAACUCCCAAGUCUUCUCCUAGAAUGAGCUAUUUUAACAGUGGCUAGACUGGAGGGUAAAGGCUUGCACUCUUUAAAAUAUUGCUGAGAAAUCAGCUGGCUCAGAGAACACUAAUAGCAGCCAGAAAAAUCUGAUGAGAUUAGAAGUAUCUGCACAAGCACAUGUGGCUUGUUAAAAACAUUUCUUCAUGAGAUUGGAAUUAUUGUGAUAUUAUUUUCUUUUUUUUUUUUUUUCCUUUUUAAGAACUCUGCCAAGUAUUUAUUUAUUUAUUUAUCUUAAUUGACUCAAUCCUUUCUUUCUGUCUUUCUGGUAUUUGUUUACACUCAACACUUGGGUCAGGAUAGGUUGGUCAGUUUAGAAAAGUGUUAUUAGCAAAGCUCUCCAAGAAAGUUCUUCUAUCUGAUCAAUGGUCCUGGGGAUUUUCUAUUCUCAGUAUGAUCCUGUCAAUCAACAGAAACUACAUUUUUCUCAGUUGCCUUUUCCCAGGCUUGCACUUCAGUCAGUUGCUUUCCUUAGUCACAGUUGCUGCAUUUGAAUAAAAGACACAGAAGCAGAUGCAGAUUCUUGCUCUCUUAUAUAUUAUUAUUUACAUCCUAAAAGAAGACUGUCCAAACAUGCAGCAGAUCUCAGGUGAACCAGGGUCUGCCCUGAUUUCCAUCUCAAAAUUGUCACAAUUUUUCUGAAUUUCAUAGUUCUGAAAUUCUCUUAUAUAUUUGUCUCUAUUUUUCAUGGAAGAGGGACAAAUCACAAUCAGCUGAUUUCUGUGACCUAAAAUUGUAUCUGUUUUAAAAAUAUUAUGUUUAAAAAUGAUCUGGCUUAUAUCAAAAAGAAAAUGAUCUAUAAAUGCAAUGAGUUUUUUCUAAGAUGAUUUUCAUGUUCUUAAAAACUCCUUAAGAUUUCAUAAUAAAAUCUGAAAGUCCCCAGGCUAAUUUCCUUUCAAUUAAUUGCAACAAUAUUUCCUUAAAUAUCUUCAUUUUUCAUACAGUACUCUAAAAUAGAUAAAAUAUAAUGAUGGAUAUGAGAAAUUAGAGGAAAAUGGAUCAGCUUUCAGCUAUAGUGCUGAUUCUGUCUGAAUUUAAGUCUCUGCAUUCUAACUUUGCAUUUUACUCAUAACUCCAUUAUAGGCUGAUCCAAGAUCAUGGACAGGUUCAGGCAUUCCCUGACCUUUGUUUGGGUUUGAAAUCCAAGCUCAUGUUUUCAGAUCUGUAACUUUCACUCCCCUUUGUGCUUCUUGGCUUUAUCCCUUGCCAGAAGCAGGAAAUACUGGAAAUCCUACAUAUAGAAGUGUUUUGCUAAGGUUUUGAGCUCAGUUCUCAAGGCUCAGGAUCCAUCACCAACAAGAUUCUAAAGGGCUCCAGACUCUUUUAGGCAGAAUAUUUUUGGUGACCUUCCAUUGUAUUUAGAAUUAUAAGUAGUAAAUAUUAAUCAUACAGGAUUGUAUAUCUACAUUGGCAAGGCAGCAUUUAUGAAAAGAAUCUAAGUGACAAGACAGACAUUGCAGAUUUACAAUAACUUUGUUCAUAAAUUUUUUUGCAAGAUGUAAAGAAAGACAUAGUGCAGAGAGGGAAGAAGCCAACAAUGUGGAUUUAAUCAUCUACGUUUCAGAAAUGCAGACCAAAUGUCUGUGAAGAUGUCCAUUUCAUCCAAACAUUUCUUAGAUAUAUAUUUCAAAGCUCUCUGCUCAGUCAAUCCAACACUUCAUUCAUAUUGGAACAAAUAUUGAUUUUUCUUCUAUUAGCAGUGGUAUGGGAGUUUUUGAGGAUCCCAUAGGUUAGUUACCCUUAUUCUCUGUUAGAACUGUUUGAAUUGCCAAGAGGUCAUUUACAGCACAGGUAGGACUAAAGAAUAUCUGUUUAAAGUCUAUUCAAACCAGGCCUUCUGUGAAACACUUUUUCCUAUAGAAAUCACAUAAUGAUACUGCUUUAUCAGAUCUAGUGUGGAAUAUAGAACUACAGGUUAGUCCUCUGGUUGCUGCAGGUGAAAAGGCACUGCUAGGGAGAAUGACAGUCUACAGCACAAGGAAAAUGGACAACUUUGUUUCCUACAAGAAAGUUCAGCUGAAUUGCACAUAGCAUUAAUUUUAAAUAUAUAUUUAUUUUAUGUUAACCCCUAAACACCUUUCUCCCUCUCUUGUUAGCUCCAAGUUAGCCAUUUCCUCAGUGAUAAGUAGCAGGAUCCUUGUGGAUGGGCACAGGGGACACUGUUUUAGUGUAGCCCUUCCAUCUGAUGGGAUGAAGGCCCCGUCUGCAUCAUCUGAGUUUGACUAAUAAGCUGAGUUGAAAGUACUGCAAAAAUUUAGACAGUGGAAGCCACACUUCUGUAAAACCAGAAGCACAUGGAAGCAUUAUUUUUUUGAAAAAUGAAUUGGUGUUUUAAAGAAAAAAAUAGCCCCUAAGUCUUGUGUCCUCCUUCAUGUGUAUUCUUUUAAGCAUCAGGAAAUUUGCCUUUGUUUAUUAAUUUUCUAAAUGUAUUCAUUAUUCUUGAAUUGUUUUUGAUAUUAAGAAAUAUUUUUUCAGUAA